This is a messenger RNA of Trematosphaeria pertusa, 1389 nucleotides long. Its product is annotated as acyl-CoA N-acyltransferase. Bases 68 to 1063 code for a protein of 331 amino acids. NCBI's taxonomy places the organism in Eukaryota, Fungi, Ascomycota, Dothideomycetes, Pleosporales, Trematosphaeriaceae. Gene Ontology annotation, biological process: regulation of DNA-templated transcription. The record is from RefSeq and is a predicted model, not a curated record. The transcript has 3 exons. Gene Ontology annotation, molecular function: histone acetyltransferase activity.
CCGUAAUCGGCGCACCCCGCAUGUUCACGCGUCACCGCGUGCGCUUCCCACCUCGCACCAGACCUCAAUGGCAUCCGACCCCGCCAUCCCGAAUGGCGCCCCGCCCAAAGACUCCGCGAAAAAGCCCUCCAUGGAUCCCAAUGUCCUGGAGGUCGUUUUCGGCUCGCUGCUCAUUAAGCCGUGGUUCCCGUCUUUCUACCCCGAGGAGCUGGUCGGCCGGAAGGUGGAGAGGCUGUAUGUGUGCCAGUGGUGCUUUAAGUAUACCAAGGAACUCGUGCCGUUUCUGGGACAUCUGAAAGCAUGUCCGCUCCGUAACGCCCCGCCGCCAGGCGUCGUCAAAUACACCAAGGACAACAUAACACUCUACGAGCUCGACGGCGAAGAGCACAAGCUCUACGCGCAGAACCUCUCGCUCUUCGCUAAGCUCUUCCUCGACACCAAAUCCGUCUUCUACGACGUGACCACCUUCCUGUACUAUCUGCUCGUGCUCGAGCGGCCCUCGCCGGCGAUCGCAGGCACGCGGUCAGACAACGGCGCAGACGGAAGACAGGUCGUCGGCUUCUUCAGCAAGGAGAAGAUGAGCUGGGAUAACUACAAUCUGGCGUGUAUCUGCGUGUUUCCGCCGUGGCAGAAGCAGGGCUGGGGCCAGGUGUUGAUGGGCGCGAGCUAUGAGCUGGGCCGGCACGAGGGGAGGCUUGGUGGGCCUGAGAAACCAUUGUCCGAUCUAGGCCGCCUCGCCUACACGCACUUCUGGUCGCAGACCCUCGCGCGCACCAUCCUCGCCGUGCCGUCCAAGCGCACACUCACCGUCAACGAUUUGCGCGACGAAACGUACAUCACCGCCGACGACAUCAUCACUACGCUGCAAGCAAUGGAUGUGUUGGACCACAGGAAGAGGGGUGGCGCGGAGGCGGUGAUUAAUAAGGCGAGGGUGAAGGCGUGGGUGGAGAGGCAUGGGAUUGAUGUAGAGAAGAAUCCGGUGGAUCCCGAGGCUUUUAUUUGGGAGGAGAGCGAGGGGGAGGAAGAAGAAGAGGAGGAGGAGGAGGAAGAGGAAGAGGAAUGAUGGUGUAGGGCUGUGGGGAUCAGUGGGCAGGAAGAGGGAGGUGGGCUGGCGAAUUGGUUUGGCGUUCGGAGUCGUAUACCCUUGGUUUUGGGAUAGAUGGGCAAAUGGGAUGGUUUCACGCUCUCAAUCAACGAGCACGCGAUAGUGUGGCAUUCUAUCAUGCCAAAUAGCACAUAACAUAGCUUCGGCCUUCUGCAAGCAGAGCCUGUAGAGCAUAACCUAGGUGUCGAAGGUGUUACAACACGGAAGUUAACGUUUCUCUUAGAGCGCCGGUGGAGCCAUAUCCAACUUUAGACGGUAGAUGGGGUUCAAGAGAGAAAACUGAU